Molecule: messenger RNA, 2154 nt
Organism: Hansenula anomala
Lineage: Eukaryota; Fungi; Ascomycota; Saccharomycetes; Phaffomycetales; Wickerhamomycetaceae
Exons: 1
Coding region: 1-2154 (717 amino acids)
Biological process (GO): iron ion transport; copper ion import; intracellular iron ion homeostasis
Cellular component (GO): plasma membrane
Molecular function (GO): ferric-chelate reductase activity
Source: RefSeq, a predicted model, not a curated record
AUGAAACUGACAUCAAUAUUAAGCUGGCUUCACUUAUUCAUCAUAGUUUCAGCAGUUGAAAAAUUCCGUUAUAGUCAUGACGAGCUGGUGGUAAUUGGUUGUAAAUAUGCCUUGACACACACUGCAUUGUUUUGUGAGGAUGAUAAUGAUCAGUCAUAUUCUUGUCAAUGUCUUGAUCCUGCCGCAAAGGCUUCAUUAAUGAAUUGUAUCUAUGAAAAAACAUCAAUCAACAAUACAAAAGCUGAAUAUAUUUUGAUUCAAUACUGUGAAAACCUUAAUGUUACCUUGGACUCCGCUGACUUAAGACAAGCAUAUAAAAAUGGUACCAAGUAUAUGGUUAAAACAACUGAUAUUUCUGGGUUCAACAUUUCUUCAGUGAUCAAAAGUCCAAUUGACCAUUACAAUUCAACAGCUUAUGAUAGUGCUUAUGGAACUUAUUGGGCCUUCUAUGGAAUGAUUGCCGACUCAAUAUAUUUUGGAGGUGGUAUAAUGGGUUAUUGGGCUGUGAUUUUUUUGGGUGCUGCUCUAGCUAAUUUAACUUCAAAGAUGGCAUUUGCUAGUGGGCAUUUUAACUAUAGUCUCGUGAACAAAAUAAGAAAAAAUAUCACCAUGCCAGCUAUGUUCUCAAACAAAAAACAUACCCAAGCUGUUUACCCAUUCGGGAGAAGACUAUCAAUGCUUUCAGGUCUUUUACCAACAAGGGGUGAAUCUAUUGUGAUAUUUGGUUUCUUCCUGCUCAAUGUUAUCUUUGAAGGAGCCAGAUAUCAUUUUGUUCAAAGAAAUACUUUCUUUCCUAAUCAAACAAGUCAAAUGUCUGUUUACAUUGGUAUAAGAGCAGGAAUUCUUGCCUUGUAUGGAUUCCAAUUAACAUAUUUGUUUGCUGGAAGGAACAAUUUUUUAAUAUGGCUCACCGGUUGGAAACAGUCAACAUUCAUAACUUACCAUAAAUGGAUCUCCAGAUUCAAUUUCCUUUUGAUUGUUGUACAUGCUGCUUCUUUACACAUCCAAUCAAAAGCAAGUGGUAGAUUUGAACAAAGGAUUGCAACACACUGGUAUAAAUGGGGUAUUGUUGCAGGAAUAGUUGGUGGAAUAAUCAUGGUUUCAGCAAUACAUUGGACUAGAACUCAUUAUUAUGAAUUGUUUUUAUUGAUACAUAUUGCAAUGGCUGUAUUAUUUUUAACUGCGAGUUGGAUUCAUAUCCAUAAUUUCAAAUAUUCUGAAUUUGCAUACUCUAUGGCUGCUAUUUGGGCUUUUGACAGGGCUGUAAGGAUUGGAAGACUUUUCAGUUUUGGGGUGAGAACAGCAACUGUGACCGUUGUUUCUGACGAAACAUUAAAGAUUCGUAUUCCCAAACCCAAAUAUUGGAAUGCAUUUCCAGGAUCUUUUGGUUAUAUUCAUUUUUUGAGACCAACCACAUUUUUUCAAUCACAUCCAUUCACUUUAGUUUCGGAUAAUGAAAAUGAAGUUUGUGUUUACGCCAAAAUCAAGGGUGGUGUAACAUCUCAGGUUCACAAAGAUUUGGCAAGUCAGUCAAACAAGACUGGAAAAAUCAAAGUCACAGUCGAAGGUCCAUAUGGCGAUCCCAAACCAAUGAAACAUUAUGAUACUUGUCUUCUAUAUGCUGGCGGUAAUGGUAUCCCUGGUAUUUAUGCUUAUGCUAAAAAAUUGGCACAAAUUUCAAACAAACAUAUCAAAUUGUAUUGGGUUAUCAGGAAUUGGCAUUCAAUUGAUUGGUUUUAUGAAGAGUUGUUGACUUUAAAGAGUCUACCAUUGGAUGUCAUAAUUUAUAUCACAAAAGCAGAUUCCAGUCUUGGUUCCAAAUUUGGCUCAAUCUCAUCUGAAUCUUACUUUAAUGAAAAGGAAGAUGCUAGUAUCAAUGAUAUGAGUCAACGGAACAGCAAUAAGAAACUUCCACAAGAUUCAACGCCACAUGAAAUUGUCUCUAGAUAUCUUGAUUUUGUUGAAUUCAGAUUUGGCAGACCUAAUAUUGACCAGCUCAUCAGAGAGGAUUUGGAGGAAGCUGAAGAAAAUAGUGUUGGUGUAAUGACAUGUGCUCAUAAUGCAAUGGUUGAUGGUAUUAGAGAUGCAGUUAGCCAAAAUCUUGAUGCAACCAAAGGUAGAGUUGAUUAUUUUGAAGAGCUUCAAACUUGGUGA